Molecule: messenger RNA, 2373 nt
Organism: Thecamonas trahens ATCC 50062
Lineage: Eukaryota; Apusomonadida; Apusomonadidae
Product: ATP-binding cassette transporter
Exons: 3
Coding region: 1-2373 (790 amino acids)
Biological process (GO): lipid transport; transmembrane transport
Cellular component (GO): intracellular membrane-bounded organelle; membrane
Molecular function (GO): lipid carrier activity; ABC-type transporter activity; ATP binding
Source: RefSeq, a predicted model, not a curated record
AUGGAGUCGUUCAAGGAGGGUGUGGCUACGCGUGUGCAGCAGACGCGGUUGCUUCUCCGUAAGAACGCUAUCCUCGCCAAGCGGAACCUCCGGUCGACAGUGGUGCAGGCCAUUGUGCCUCUAGUCUUUGUUGUUCUUCUCUUUGUGCUCCAGUUUGCGCUGCAGGCGAAUGCUCGGCUGGACAAGUUGCUCAAGGUGGAGAGGUCUCCUGAUCGCAUUCCCUUUCAGUCGUAUCCGCGCUGUAUUCUAGGCGAUGCCAGUACUGGCCCGUGUCUCUCUCUCGUGUACACCUCCAACGAGGCCGUCAUUGCUCCCGCCGUCGUCGCCCGCAUCCAGUCCCGAUUUAGCAUUCCAAGCAGCGAAGUCCGCUCCUUUGCCUCACCGGAUGCCAUGGAUGACUACCUCAACGUCAAUCGCAACUCGACGCAGGGCGGGUACAUCUUCAACGUGACCACUGAUGCCGGGACCGGAUUGCGGACUGUCGGCUACGCCAUCCAGUACAACUACACCGAAACGACUUCGUUUGGCUUUCCCAUCGACCCGACCGAGUACACGCUGCUGCCGAUGCAGGCUGCUGUGGAGCGGGCGCUGAUGGAGGAGCUGUCAGGCAACCCGGGGCUCGAGUACCGGGUCGACCUACUCCCGUUUGCGCACCCGGAACUCAUCUCGUACGACGUGGUGGGCGAGCUCGGACCGGCAUUCUUCUUUGCAGCGCUCAUGUUCAACUUUGUCAUCCAACUCGGGCGGGUAGUGGCCGAGAAGGAGGCCAAGCUUCGCGAGGGCAUGAACAUCAUGGGCCUCAAGUCGUCGUCGUACUGGCUCUCGUGGCUGCUCUUCAACGCGGCGUCGAACCUGAUCUCGGUCCUUGUCCUCGUCAUUGCGGGCGCGGGCUUCCAGCAACUGGUGUACGCCCCGUCGACCGCCCGGCUGUACAAGGUCCUCUUCUCAUUCCUCCCCUUUGUGCUCCUCUCCAAGGGCAUUGCCGACAUCUCGGCGCAGUCGGACGACGCCGAUGACAACGGCAUGUCGUGGUCGGAGCGUAGCUCCAACGCCGACUUUGCGCUUGUCUCGGUCUACGAGUGGCUCAUUGCAGACUUUUUCUUCUUUUGCUUCCUCACCUGGUACCUGGACAAUGUGCUGCCGUCGGUUUACGGCGUCUCCCGCCCGUUCUACUUUCCGUUCACCCGCUCGUACUGGCGUGGUCUGCCUGUUGACGCCGGUGCAGCCACGGCCGCUGUUCGCGAGCGCGACGACUACUACGCCCGCCGCGAUCCGACCGUCCGCGCCGAGUACGAGAUGGCCCGCAACAAGACGUUCCCAUCGUCGACUGCCACGUACUCGAAGCGCGGCGGAUGCUGCUGGGUCCGCAAGCGCGAGUUCAAGGCCGUCGACGGCCUCUCGUUCCACGUUGAGGAAAACUCGCUUGUCGCCCUCCUCGGCCACAACGGCGCCGGCAAGUCGACAACCGUCCACAUGCUGCAGGGCCUGUUUGCGCCUACCGGCGGCGACGCCCGCAUCUUUGGCCACUCGAUCGUGACCGGCAUGGCCCAGAUCCGUGCCGUCAUGGGCGUCUGCCCCCAGCACGACAUCCUCUGGGGCGAGCUCACCGGCCGUGAGCACCUCGAGCUCUACGCUGGGCUCAAGGGUGUGCCUCACGAAGACAUUGCCGACGAGGUCGAGGCUCGCCUCGCCGACGUCGACCUCGUUGCCGCCGGAGACCUGCCAUCGGGCGCGUACUCGGGCGGCAUGCGCCGUCGCCUCUCGACGGCCAUUGCCUUUGUCGCCGACCCGCGCAUUGUUCUCCUCGACGAGCCGACAACCGGCAUGGACCCGGUCUCGCGCCGCCAGGUCUGGAACCUCAUCCAGGCCAAAAAGGCUGGGCGCGUCAUCAUCCUCACCACACACGCCAUGGACGAGGCCGACGUCCUUGGUGACCGCAUCGCCAUCAUGUCGGGCGGCCAGCUGUCCACCGCCGGCACCUCGCUCCGCCUCAAGAACCAGUUUGGCACCGGCUACCGCGUCACCCUCGUCACCCGCGCCGGCAAGCUCGGCGACAUUGCUGAGUUUGUCCGCGACCGCCUGCCCGGUGUCGAGCUGGACGAGUCGGACGCGAGCGAGUCAGAUGAGCCACCGGCCUCGGCCCGCGACGAUGCCCAGCUCUCGUUUAAGAUCCCGCGCAGCCAGCUCUCGCACAUGUCGCGCUUCCUCAAGGCGCUGGAGAAGCGCAAGAAGUCGCUCGGCAUCCACGACAUCCAGCUGGCCAUGGAGUCUCUGGAGGCUGUAUUUCUCGAAGUUGCUCGCAUCGACGAGGAGGGCAACGACGCCGGGAUGGCCGACAGCUCGUCGUCGGGCGAGUCGGUCGAGUCGGCAUGA